This is a messenger RNA of Symbiodinium necroappetens, 1527 nucleotides long. Lineage: Eukaryota; Dinophyceae; Suessiales; Symbiodiniaceae. The record is from the annotation of a GenBank genome assembly.
AUGGGCAAUCGAGUGAUGUGCGGCGGCGCCCCGCAGUCGUGCGUGGACGAGUGUGCGCGACUGCACUUCGAGACCAGGAGCCGCGAGGCCGAUGAGCCGGAGUGUGAUCCGGCAGGUGCUGUCUUCCAAGAAACCCUGCUUGGGCUUCCACCUCGGGACCAGGAGGGGUUGAUCUUUGCUGGCACUUCCAAUCUGGUCGCCCUCCGCUGGCUGAUGCUGUUGGGUGCCAACGCCAAGGCGCGCGAUCGAAAUGGAACCACUUUGCUACACGCGGCCUGCCGAAGCGGAAGCUUUCUGGUGGCGCAGGAGCUGCUCCGACGGGAGCUGCCGCUGGAUGCAACCGAUUCAGCAGGUUGGACGCCUCUCCACGUGGCAGCGAUGAUGGGGCGCCGUGAGCUGACACAGCUGCUCCUUCAGGCCCAGAUCAAUCCGCACGUUCAGAACAAGCGUGGGGCCACACCCCUGGACUUGUGCAGCGACGUCUCCACACGCGAGGCCCUUCGCACCUUUGCGUUGAAGACGCCCGAGGUGACAUCACGGAUCAAUUCCGUUGAGGAGUUCCAGAGGCUCGCUCGCGUGCAAGGUGAGGUGGGCGAAGACCCCACGGCCACCUGCGAGCCCUUCUUCGUCCCAAGGCAGCCCGUCUUCGAAGAUGAGGCGCACUACAAGGUGCUGGUCAACAUCGGCUUGGAGAUGCUGGAUGCUACCGGCCGAUCGGAUGAGCGCCAGCGUGAAUCCGGCUCCGGGAACCAGGCAGUGGGCGUGUUGUGGGGUUGUGCGAAGCGUUUUGGGCGCCUCGGCGAUCUCAGAGCCGCAGGGCCUUCGACAUUGGACUCGGGCAUGGUUUCGGGGCUGGGACUGAUCGCGCCGAUGAUCUUUCUUGCCGACCAGAGGUGCGUGAGCUUGAACGAAGGACAGAUGAGUGCUUCGCAGCGUGCCACCGCAGCACUGUUGAGGUUCAAGGCAGCCGAUCGUUCUCUUCAAGGAUCGCGGUCGGAAACAUCCGAGGGUGAAGUCGACACGGCCUCGGGAGCUAUCAAUCCGAUUCCCACAGCCCUGGAGUGUGCUUCCGAGACGCAAGAGACACUAUGCCCCUUGGCGAUUGCUGCUGGUGGCUCCAACUCGUACAUCCUCAGCGACAUCGGGGAGGUGUUCCUGUAUGGUCAGCUGCGAUCCCUGGGCAGUGACACCUGCACGCUGCGGCACCUUUGGGGUUGUCCCAGGCGGAGUUUGGAGCUCCAGGUUCUCCGAAUUGCGGCCGGCUGGCGGCACGUGCUAUUGCUGACCAAGGCAGGUUCAGUGUUCGCCAUCGGUGAGGACGACUACGGCCAGUGUUCCGGCUGUGGAACCGGCCAGGUUGCCAUCGCAGAAGCCAGCAGAGGAGCCAUCGGCGUGGCAGCGGGUGCUUGCCACUCUGUUGUCACAGUCCCGGCAUGGGCUCCGCGAUUCUGCGAUGUUUGCCGUACUGCUGCGCAGCUUAAGUUUAGGGCCGUGCUCGAAGAGUUCCUUCCCCUUUGCUCCUCGUAG